Molecule: messenger RNA, 1455 nt
Organism: Aspergillus uvarum CBS 121591
Lineage: Eukaryota; Fungi; Ascomycota; Eurotiomycetes; Eurotiales; Aspergillaceae
Gene: aclA
Product: putative ATP citrate lyase subunit (Acl)
Exons: 2
Coding region: 1-1455 (484 amino acids)
Biological process (GO): tricarboxylic acid cycle; succinyl-CoA metabolic process
Cellular component (GO): succinate-CoA ligase complex
Molecular function (GO): succinate-CoA ligase (ADP-forming) activity
Source: RefSeq, a predicted model, not a curated record
AUGUCCGCCAAAUCGAUUCUCGAGGCUGAUGGCAAGGCCAUCCUCAACUACCACCUCACUCGUGCCCCCGUCAUCAAGCCGACUCCUCUCCCUUCUUCCUCCACGCACAACCCCCCUCCCAAGCUCGCCUCCCUCUACUUCCCCGAAGAUGAGUCCGUCAAGGACGUUCUCGACCAGGCUGAGGUCCUCUACCCUUGGUUGUUGACCCCCGGAUCCAAGUUCGUGGCCAAGCCCGAUCAAUUGAUCAAGAGACGUGGAAAGAGCGGCCUGUUGGCCCUGAACAAGACCUGGGCUGAGGCUCGGGAGUGGAUUGAGGCUCGCGCUGGCAAGGAGAUCCAGGUCGAGACCGUGGCCGGCUACCUCCGUCAGUUCCUGGUUGAGCCCUUCGUGCCUCACCCCCAGGAGACUGAGUACUACAUCAACAUCCACUCCGUGCGUGAGGGUGACUGGAUCCUCUUCACUCACGAGGGUGGUGUCGAUGUCGGUGAUGUGGAUGCUAAGGCUGAGAAGCUCCUCAUCCCCGUCAACCUCAAGAACUACCCCUCCAACGAGGAGAUCGCUGCUACUCUCCUGAGCAAGGUCCCCAAGGGUGUCCACAACGUCCUGGUUGACUUCAUCUCCCGCCUCUACGCCGUCUACGUUGACUGCCAGUUCACCUACCUUGAGAUCAACCCUCUGGUUGUCAUCCCCAACGCGGAUGCCACCUCCGCUGAAGUCCACUUCCUCGAUCUGGCUGCCAAGCUCGACCAGACCGCUGAGUUCGAGUGCGGUACCAAGUGGGCCAUUGCCCGCAGCCCCGCCAACCUGGGCAUGCCCGUCAUCAAGAGCGAGAAGGUCAACGUCGAUGCUGGCCCUCCCAUGGAGUUCCCCGCUCCUUUCGGCCGUGAGCUGAGCAAGGAGGAGAAGUUCAUCUCCGAGAUGGACGCCAAGACCGGUGCCUCCCUCAAGCUGACCGUCCUCAACGCCAACGGCCGUGUCUGGACCCUGGUUGCUGGUGGUGGUGCCUCCGUCGUGUACGCCGACGCCAUUGCCUCUGCUGGCUUCGUCAGCGAGCUCGCCAACUACGGUGAGUACUCCGGUGCCCCCACCGAGACUCAGACCUUCAACUACGCCCGCACCAUCCUCGACCUGAUGCUGCGUGCCCCCACCCACCCCGAGGGCAAGGUUCUCUUCAUCGGUGGUGGUAUUGCCAACUUCACCAACGUUGCCUCGACCUUCAAGGGUGUCAUCCGCGCUCUCCGCGAGGUCGCCCCCGUCCUCAACGAGCACAAGGUCCAGAUCUGGGUUCGUCGUGCCGGUCCCAACUACCAGGAGGGUCUCAAGAACAUCAAGGCCGUUGGUGAGGAGCUUGGUCUCAACAUGCACGUCUACGGUCCCGAGAUGCACGUCAGUGGUAUCGUGCCCCUUGCCCUUCUCGGCAAGCAGACCGACAUCAAGGAGUUUGGUUCCGCGUAA